CAACUCAGCAAGGCAAGCGAGCGAAGAGAACCCGUCGUCUCCUUCCGCUCGACAUCAUCUCCCGAUUCCCAAUCCCAAACCGCGCCCAACCUCCGCGGCAAACCCUAACCCCGGUGGCCCGGUCCCAACCCCCAGAAUCACCGCUCUACCCGUCAAUAACCCCAAAUCCAACCGCCAAUUCGGCAUGCCCGUCCACGGAAACCCGUGCCCCUGACCUCGCCGGCGAUGAUCGCGUCGCAGCCGCGCCGGGUCAGGCCCCUCGCCGCCGUCUCCCUGGUGCUCUUCCUCCUCCUCCUGUACAGCCGCUCCGAUGGGGGCUCGGCGCGCGCUCCAGCGCUCCUGGGCUCCGUGUUGCGCCCGGUGCACCGCAGAUUCCUCUCCGAUGCCGAUCCUGCCGGCCCCGCACCCAGCGGCGCAAACCUUUCGGAGGUCGCUACGCUGAACGGCGAGCAGCCAGAGGAUCCUUCCAUCGCGUGCGCUGGCGUCGCGCGGCACGAGGGGUUCGAGACGCAGUGCGAAUUCCUCCGGGCCCACCCCCAGUGCAGCUCCGGCGGGUUCGUGGACUACCUAGGUUUCUUCUACUGCAGAUGCAAUAGGUUCAGGGUGCUGGGCUACGCCGUGCUCGGGGUGUGCCUGGCGGCGCUGUUCUAUAUGCUGGGUAACACUGCCGCCGACUACUUCUGCUGCAGCCUCGAGAAGAUGUCAGCCCUGUUGCGGCUCCCGCCGACAGUGGCUGGUGUGACGCUGCUUCCAUUUGGUAAUGGGGCUCCUGACGUGUUUGCAAGCAUUGCAGCGUUUAUGGGGAGCGGUGCAGGUGAUGUGGGGCUGAAUAGCGUGUUGGGCGGAGCCGUAUUUGUGACUUGUGUCGUGGUUGGGGCAGUUUCGCUGUGUGUCGCAGAGAAGAAUGUGCAGAUUGAUCGAAGGUGCUUUGUGAGGGAUGUUGGGUUCUUUCUUGUGACUCUGGUUGCGCUGUCUGUAGUGUUGAUCGCUGGGAAGGUGACUGUUUGGGGAGCUAUGAUGUUCGUGUCAAUUUAUGCAAUCUAUGCAUUUGUAGUGGCUGCAAAUGAGGUAUUGAGGAAACAUGCCCGGAGGCUGAAGUUUGACGUGGUCACGCCAUUGCUGCCUGUGAGGGGAAGUAUCUUUGAACAAGGAACAGAUGAGGAUGAGUCAGUGUACAGUUCACUUCUUGUGGAGGAUGCAGAUGGUGAAGCCUCCCAAAUAAACACAUCCUUGCCUCAGUGGAUGUGGGCUUCUCAUGUGGCCAUCUACUCAAAUCAUGCGACUGGAGUCGGUUCCCCUGAUAGCUCAAGACCAUUGUGGGGUUGGAGUGAAGGAGAAGCGGAUACCUCCACGCCUAAUAUCUCCAAGCUGUUUUUGUUUAUGGAGCUGCCCUUGACGAUACCAAGAAGGUUGACUAUUCCAAUUGUUGAGGAAGACCGCUGGUCGAAAGAGUAUGCUGUUGCAAGUGCUUGCUUGGCACCUGUUCUUUUGGCAUUUCUGUGGAGCAGUCAGGAUGGGGUAUCCACCAAAGCUAGCAUAGCAGCAUAUGUGAUAGCUAGCAUUUUGGGGAUUGGACUAGCUGCUCUGGCUUUCCUGUUCACCAGUAGUGAACGCCCUCCACGGAGAUUUUUGUUCCCUUGGGUUUUUGGAGGGUUUGUGAUGAGCAUCGUUUGGUUCUACAUCGUCGCUAAUGAACUCGUUGCACUUUUGGUUGCUUUGGGUGUGAUAUUGGGGAUCAAUCCUUCAAUUCUUGGGUUAACAGUUCUAGCUUGGGGGAAUUCAAUGGGUGACUUAAUGUCAAAUGUUGCUCUGGCGAUGAAUGGAGGUGAUGGAGUGCAGAUUGCUAUGUCUGGAUGUUAUGCCGGACCUAUGUUCAAUACACUUGCUGGUUUGGGACUCUCAAUGCUUCUCGGAGCUUGGUCAACAGCACCCAGUUCGUAUGUUCUUCCGCAAGACCGCUCUCUUAUUUACACUAUGGGCUUUCUUGUCGCUGGAUUGAUCUGGGCUCUUGUUAUGCUGCCGCGAGGUGACAUGCGGCCUAAUAAGAUACUUGGAAUUGGCCUAAUUGCUCUUUACUCAGUUUUUCUUUUUAUUAGGGUAAGCAAUGCUAUGGGGAUAUUGCCACUACCUGGCUUGAGUUAGUAUAUGUUCUUGUACUGUAAAGAUGCGAUGCACAUCAAACUACUUGUCCUUGAUUGUCAUUUUUACAAAUGAAAUGGAGUUAUAUGGUGCCCUUCCAUUCUGGCCUUGUGUGUCAAA
This is a messenger RNA of Panicum hallii, 2259 nucleotides long. Its product is annotated as cation/calcium exchanger 4-like. Gene Ontology annotation, molecular function: monoatomic cation transmembrane transporter activity. Lineage: Eukaryota; Viridiplantae; Streptophyta; Magnoliopsida; Poales; Poaceae. The transcript has a single exon. The record is from RefSeq and is a predicted model, not a curated record. Gene Ontology annotation, cellular component: membrane. Bases 226 to 2142 code for a protein of 638 amino acids. Gene Ontology annotation, biological process: monoatomic cation transport; transmembrane transport.